UCAAUCGGCUCACAGAUAGCGGCGCUCCUUUCAGCGCGUACAGCUGAGGCUCUGUGUGUGGGAGGGACUAACAGAGAGCUCCCCUCAGUGCAGCCUGCCGCCACAGCAUCGAGCAGGGAGAGAAUAGCCUAUAUUCAAAGCAUAUUCACUGAUAAGGCUUUUUAUCUGUCCCCGUUGUGCGCCCUCAGCCGCCGUAGCGUCUAUGAAGAGAAGAGGGCGGAAGGGAUGCUGAAGUAGCGCGGGAUGCUGUGGAGUGACACCGUCGUGGGAGGAAGGCUCAGUGUGAACCCGCUGGUGGUGAAACACGAAUGGCUUCUCCAGAGCUGCUUCCCACUGAAGGGGGAGGCAAACAGCCCGAACAUCCCGACGUCCUUGACCGGGUUUCCAGCGCGCUGCAUAUCCGCAAGUCGGGCGGAUCAACAGGAGGAGCGCUCCCGGGGGAGGGCUGCUGUAACCCGGCCCGCAGCUGCCAUGACCGAUGUCAUUCAGCACCAAGGACGGCGCCGCGCAGGGGAGGCGCGGAGGUUAAACUCGCUCACCUCGGCGAGGAGAAAGUCCGGGUUUGCUGCGACGAGGAAUUAGAGACAUCUUUCACCUACAUCGAUGAGAAUGUUAACCUGCGACUGGCCAGCCCGGAGACAAGUUGUAAAAGUACUCACAGACCCACGCGCAACGGCGAGCCUUGCUCCGAGACUUUCCCGGAGCUUUCCUUCAUGUCCGAGGACGAUCUCUCCUUCGGGGAGGGCUCCGGGACCUCUAUAGACUACGGGUUUAUCAGUGCAGUCACGUUCUUAGUGACCGGGAUCUCCUUGGUGAUCAUCUCCUACGCCGUGCCUCGAGAUGUGGUGGUGGACCGUGACAGCGUGUCGGCGAGGGAGAUGGAGAGGCUGGAGAUGGAGAGCGCCCGGAUAGGUGCCCACCUGGAUCGGUGCGUCAUAGCGGGGCUGUGUCUGCUGACGCUGGGCGGCGUGGUGCUCUCCACCCUGCUGAUGAUCUCCAUGUGGAAGGGGGAGAUGUACAGGAGAAAGGUCAUCGCUUAUUCCAAGCGUUCAGCCAAACAGUAUGGCUCUAUCAGCCUGAAAACUAGAUCCAGUCCCAGCCACUCCUCUGCACACUUGUCCCUGGAGGAGGAAAUAGAGGAAACUUUGACUUAAAAUGCUGCUUUGCAUAAUAAAUCUUUUAACUGAGGAAUUGAUGCUGUUCACACACAUUCUCUAACAUGCUGUAGCCUAAAACUGUAUUCAUAAAUUGAAGUCUGCAACAUUUUUGUCUUAUACUCUAGUAAUAGCUUGAAUACUGUAUUGUAUAUCCACAUGACAAACAGAAAGGACACGAAAAGCACUCAAAUGCUAAGUGAGCAAUAGCCAGAAAAAUCUUUUGGUGGUAUUAAAUUGUUCCCAAAUGAUUUAAAAUGGCACCAAACCAUAAAAGAAACUGGCGAGAAUGUUAAGAGCUUUGUGUCACAAACACUGGAUCACAUUUUUUCGUACCCAAGCUGCAAUCUCUGAGAGCUUUCAUUUAUUAUUAAGGCUAUUCAUAUUUAAUGCGAAUGUCUCCAACAGCGAAACUGUGCACAGACACAUUUCAGGAAGUAAGGGAAGUGUAUGCCCCAGGGGCAGGAGAGUGGGAGUAGGGAGGGAUGUAAAGCUGUCCCUGUCCACUGUGAUGUGGGAGAAUCAGCUCAGUGGUCCACAUGGUAAUAUCCAGUGACAGUCCCUCUCUGGUGCAGUGCUGAGGUAAGCCAGUAAGCCUGGCUUCAUGCAUCUGAGCCAAAGCUCCACGUCGGUUUGAUUGUAGUGAGCAAUUUGACUGCAGUCGACAGCACUGACACCGUACACCCUCCUCUACUCUCGCUUGAUCCUCUCUGGUCCUCUUCUCCUCCUUCCUCCCUCACCUUCUAGUUCCCUCUGCCACAGGAGACUUUCUUUUCUCCUGCAGUUUUUGCAGCGCUCUUUUCAACACUGUAAAUUCACACUAGAAGCGUGUGGUAAAGGGUCCUGGACGACCACAGCCAAGUGCCUGUGACAUUUCAAGGUUGAUGAGCCUUUCCUUACCUGUCUCCUUUCAUUUUCUCUUUCUCUCUACGUGAGGAUGGACUUAAAAACACCUAAUCACACAUGAAAGAGUUGCCCUACUUCCAAAACCUUAAGCCUUCACUACUUCAAAGAGCUAAUUACAUUUCCAAAGUGAGAUAUCAUUCUUUUUAAAAGGUUAUAUUUGAUGUAAUCACAGUAAUUCGCUGACUAAAAUAUGGCAGAUGACACAAAAGGCUUAGGGAAAGAGGUUUAUCGUGUGCAGACUUGCUAAAAAUGUUAAUGCCCCAGUGUCCAGGCAAGUCAGAGACGAACUUUCUUUUUUGGAAGAUUUUAGUUUCUGCCUUAGCUAGAGUCCAUGUGAAAGCAACCAUCUCUUUCUCAUUGACAGUUGUUAAUGCUGUAUGAAGAGGCCUGCAGAAAAGAAUAAAGAAUUCCAUGCAAUUCUCUUGAAACAGUCAUUUUUCAAGUAGGUAUGUAACUACUCAUAAAUCAUGCAUGAAGCACUAAAAUUCAUUCACAUUUGCAUAUAUUCAUAUACACAGCCAAAUGUUAAAUUCUGCAAUUGCUUGUGAUUCUUAUGCAGUGACAUGGCUACCUUUGUUUCUUGUCCUUUUUUCUGGACCGUGUGACCCUAUUUCAAGGCUUACAUUCAAAUCGACAUGAGUCAGCCUCUAUUAAUGAAAUGCGUAGGCUGAUUACUCUAUGAUAAACAGCUCGAGGCCACACCGUUGCUGAGCUUUCAUUCAGUUGCAUACUGUCACAUCAUAUACAUGUAUUCUAAGUGCCAGUCAGUGCACAGGCAGAUGAAGUAGUGUGUUUCAAGUGAAAAGACCUGACAGGAGUGUGUGCAUCCCCGAAAAACAGCCAUUACUUCUUGAAAUGGUAAUAAAAUGCCAAAUGAAGAGAUUUCCAGGAAAGGUAGUAAAAAUUAAUGAUCCAUAUGAGGCAAUGUUGUCCUGUUCUCUUCACAGAAGCUGUAAAUCCAUGACCAGUAUUACAGAUGUUGAAAGGAUAUUUCAUUUAGCGAGCUUUCCUGGUGUGUUUGGCCACGGAAAGAAGGUGCAACGCCCAAGUCCUGGACACUCAUUUCUUACCACUUCCUGUUUAAUUUCCUCGCACCAAUAUAUUCAUGUAAAAUUAAACUUGUUCAACACUUAAAGGGCAGCCAACAACAAUGCUACUAAUGCCAAAAAUUAUGUAUGAUAAUAUUGAGCAAUUAAUUCAAACCCCAGCAAUGUAAUAGCUACAUUACACAUGCAGUAUGCAUCAGUGCUUUCCAUCCAAUGACAGAGUCAUAUUCAGAGGAGGCAUCAUCUGUGAGAAUUUCACUCUUGUAACACACAGAGGAUCAUAAAAGCCUAAGAGAAGCCAUUAUCAUUGCAGACUUCAAACAGGCUCAUCUGCAGCAUGUGAUGCACUACACCGGUUUUUAGACUUAAGUCCCUUUCAUACAGGCAUUGCAACCCUGAACUUAUCUAGACAUUACCCAGUGAAUCUGUAUGUGAGAACGUAAAUGUUCGAAUCAGCUGGACUGAAUAUUAAACAGACUACCCUGCAUGCUCCCUUGUACAAAGUCCAUGUAAUGUCCAAUUGAGCCCAUGUGUGAAUAAAGCAGGUCAUUGACUGGAGAAUUUGAGCGAGGGGAUAACAUUUCUAUCAUGUGACUGAUGCUAAACCGGAAGAAUCAGUAGCCCGCAAUUUCUGCACCGUACUUUUGGCAUCAUGUCUUGCCUCCUAUACGCUCUACCCAGGCACCACCUCUCAAGCAAACCAAAGUAUUUCCAGACAAUGUCCGGCGUUCAUAUGAGAAAAGGGCUGUAUUCUGUUUCUCCCCUCUCUCUCCCCUUCCUUCAUUAUCCCCCACCCUCUUCUUUCUGUCCUCCUCCAUGGUUGGCACUGUGCCUCACAGUCAACACCAGGCUUCCCCUCAUACAGCCAACUAAACGUGUUUGGGGGGUUUAAUCAGGGAUUUGCUUGAAGCGACAGCAUUUUACACGCCAAGCUCAAGUGUAUUUCCAGAGGUUUCAUACAUAAGCUCUUUAUCCUUGAGCAUUGCACAGCUAAAUCACCCAUAUUGAUAUUUGGUUGGCUCCUCUGUAAGUCGAUCCCUUCAGGUGAGGCCAAGGAGCAGCUGAGCUGCUGCCAUCAGCUAUUUUCCUAAAGGUGUUAUUACACUCCUCCAUCCUGUCAAUGCUAAUAUUCCGUGUGUGUGUGUGUAUGUGUGUAGGUGUGUGUGUGUAUGUGUGUAUGUGUGUAUGUGUGCAUGAGUAGUGCAUAGGUGUUGUGUGUCACCUUGGAUUAAAGACUUGCUGACCUUCA
This is a messenger RNA of Dicentrarchus labrax (European seabass), 4355 nucleotides long. RefSeq names its product transmembrane protein 74. NCBI's taxonomy places the organism in Eukaryota, Metazoa, Chordata, Actinopteri, Moronidae. The coding region runs from base 309 to 1154 and encodes 281 amino acids. The transcript is spliced from 2 exons. The record is from RefSeq and is a predicted model, not a curated record.